This is a messenger RNA of Sitodiplosis mosellana (orange wheat blossom midge), 2185 nucleotides long. Its product is annotated as vam6/Vps39-like protein. Gene Ontology annotation, molecular function: protein binding. The record is from RefSeq and is a predicted model, not a curated record. Gene Ontology annotation, biological process: autophagy; vesicle-mediated transport; endosomal vesicle fusion. The transcript is spliced from 6 exons. The coding region runs from base 126 to 1247 and encodes 373 amino acids. Lineage: Eukaryota; Metazoa; Arthropoda; Insecta; Diptera; Cecidomyiidae. Gene Ontology annotation, cellular component: membrane; cytoplasm.
UUUCAUUUGACAUAUGAACGUCAAGUGGUCGAAAACAAUCAUUCAAUAGUUGUAAUAAUCAGUAAAAUUUAUGCUAGGUAGAAAAGUGAAACUAAUAUUCGAGAAGAAAAUCUAAACUACCAAAGAUGACUUCUGAAGAGAAAAUCACGCACGAAGCAUAUACAGUGUAUCCACCGGCCUCCAUUCCAGUUCAAAUUGAAUCAUUGGCUUGCUAUGAUAAUAAUGUGCUUUUGGGUACGCGUCAAGGACAUUUAUUGAUGUAUGCUGUGGAACAAAAUGCAACAGAAAGCAAAAUGGAUCUUCAGCUUUUGCAAUAUGACAAGAAUUUCAGCAAGAAGCCGAUCACUCAGAUUGAUGUCAUACCCGAAUAUCAGUUAUUAUUCAGUUUGACGGAUGGACUGGUCUCAAUUCAUGACAUUGCCCGGCACAAUUUUCCAGUUGUACAUUCCAAUAGCAACACAAAAGGUGCAAUGCUAUUCGCAUUGAAUGUCAAUCGAACAACCGCACUGACUGGUGAAACCGCAUUGGUUGUUCGACUUUGUGUGGUUAUCAAACGUCAGUUACAAUUUUGGUAUUGGAAACACGAUAAGUUGUUACAAUAUCGUGAACCAAUUCAACUAGAUGAUUCGCCCAAGGCCGUCGUAUGGCUCGAAAACGCAAUUUGCAUCGGAUUUAAAACUGAUUAUAUUGUAUACGACAUUUCAUCGGAAAGGCCACGGAAAACUGAACUCUUUCCAACAAGCUCAUCAAAAACAAUUGACCCAUGUAUUACAGUCAUUAACGAACUUUUUGCUGUUGUUAAAGAUGAGUUUCUUAUUGCUGUAGAUCCGAAAAGUUCGGUUUUGCCAGAAACAUGUGCAACCAGUGGAAAAAUAUCAAAAGAACAAGCAACAUUGCCCCAAGACCAAACAAAUAAAUCAUUUAAAUCCUUUGCUUGGUCCCAUCCCAUAAGUCAACUUGUAUGGGACGAACCCUAUGCGAUCGGUUUGCUCCCCAAUGGUGUAGAGGUGCGUGUUCUUGAUGCAUCGGGUUCCAUGAAAGACACCUUCAUCCAGACUUUACCAGAAAUUCAAAAAGCGAGGCAUUUAGUAAGGUCCAAAAAGGGUUGUAUAUUUGCAGCUUCUAUGACGCAACUAUACUGUAUUCAAGGAAUAGACAUUCAAAAGCAAUGCCAAAGUCUAUUGCAACAAAAGAAGUUCCAGUUGGCUCUACAGUUAACGAUUGCGGUGAAAAAACGCAACGCAUAGAAUUCAGCCGCUGACCCAGCCAGAAUGUUUUCAGUUAGCUAGCUGACAUUAGCCAAAUACAUUGUCUGUGCUAGAAAGCCCCUGGCUCAUAGGCCCAUAAAAUGCAUUCAAACUUGGAAAUCGACCAACCGCCUCCACAGAAAAAUCCACUUGAAAAUUAUGCAGCCCGUUCAUCUUAAAACACGUUUUUUCUAAAGCUACCCGUCGAGACCUUUCCAACAAGCCCAAGAACGUCGAAAUCGGACCAUCCGUUGAUGAGUGUUAUGGCUGUUUGAAAAUUUUCUUUGUCGUCUCCACUUAUUAUUCUGAGAUAAUAAUUUUGUCUGUGUAUGUGUGUGUCCGUAGUUUUUGUCCGAUCUUUUUCGAACUUUCAGGCAUUGAAGUAUACUAAAAACCAAGACUUUUUGGUUCCUCCACUUUUUGAUUUCGCCACCAUCUUGGCCUUAGACGGCCUUUGAAAAUUCAAAACAAAGCUUUCUUUUCAAUGGUCACUGUGCCAAGGUCAGUCAACCGAUUUCAGACUUUUGGGUAUCGUUGGAAAGGUCUCGAGGGCACCUAUUUGAAGAUGAAAAAAUCGAGUUGGCAUGGUCUUAUGGGCAGAAACUUCACAAAGUCUUUUUAUAUCUUGAUAUCAAUUAAAAUUGUGGAAAAUGGAAUUGUUUCUUGAGUCAAAUGUGUAAAAGAACAUAGACUGGAUGGUUAAUCUUAUUGAAAAAUUCUAUUACAAAACAGUUGAUAUCAAAUAAAAAACUUUCUCAAAGUCAAUGCUCGUGCCGAAAGCGAACACAAAACUUGUGAUGUCAAUUUCAAAAAAUCAUUUCGGAACGAUUUCAAUUUGCCUAUUUUGCAUUCUAACUACCCAAGUAACAAUUAUUAGAUGAAAUAUAUCCGAACCCGGGUAUAUGUUUAGGGUUGAAUGUGGGGUUACGUUUGACCAU